AUGACCUCUGCGGCUCUCUCCCACCGGGAGACUUGGAGUCUCCUGGCCCUUGCGGGAGUUUGUAUGGGUACGAUGGUAAACAGCUUCCACGGUGACGGUGAUGGCGCGCCAUUAUUUGCAUCUGUCGCUUUCAGUGGCGUUGCCUUUGUGAUUACGUAUAGCCUGAUCCGAUGGCUUGGACCAGUGUUUAUGAAGGCUGGGUUGAAGGGAAAGGAUAUGGCGAAGCCGAAAAAACCGGAGAUUCCAGAGACAAUGGGAGCUGUGUGUGCGAUUGUAUAUCUUCUUGCGCUUAUCUUCUUUAUCCCAUUCGCAUUCUACAAAGACAUUGUCGCAGCUACGUCUGGAGGCGGUAAUCGUGAUGUUGUUUUAGAAGUUCAUCAUGUGGAAACUGGACGAUAUCUGCAUCGAUUUCCACAUGGACGGCUCGCGUCUUAUCUGUCAGGACUUCUUUCCCUGCAAUGCAUCGUCAUUUUAGGCCUUGGAGACGACCUCCUAGAUAUCAGAUGGCGACACAAAGUACUUAUCCCUGCAUUUGGCGCAAUCCCCAUGCUUAUCGUCUACUUCGUCGACUUUGGAGUCACCCAAGUGGUUGUACCAGCACCGUUACAGCACUACCUAGGCGACAUGCUCGACCUCGGAUACCUGUAUUACGUCUAUAUGGCAGCUGUUGCAAUCUUCUGCCCCAAUUCCAUCAACAUGCUAGCAGGCAUCAACGGGGUGGAAGUUGCACAGUCUCUGGUCAUCGCACUGUUACUAAUUGUCAACGAUAUGUUGUAUCUGGCGCCAAUCACGCCCUUCCCGCACCCGGCUAUGGACUCGCAUUUGUUUUCGAUUUACUUUUUGCUACCGUUUGUUGGGGUUUCAGUGGCGCUGUUGUGCCAUAAUUGGUAUCCUUCGAAGGUGUUCGUGGGGGAUACUUAUUGCUACUUUGCGGGGAUGGUGUUUGCUGUGGUUGGUAUCUUAGGGCAUUUCAGCAAGACGCUAUUGCUUCUCUUCGUUCCGCAGGUUUUCAACUUUCUCUACUCGACCCCGCAGCUGUUUAAGUUGAUUCCGUGCCCGAGACAUAGGUUACCUCGGUUCAAUCCUGAGACUGGACUGCUGAAUGCAUCGGUGACAGAAUGGAAGGAAAAGCCACCAUCGCGCCUAAUCGCGAUGUGCCUUGAACUCUUGCAGUUGCUGCAGCUAAUUCACCUGACAAAGAACAAAGACGGAAAGAUAGUGGGGUCAACAAACCUGACACUUCUCAAUCUUUGGUUGGUCUGGAUGGGCCCAAUGCGCGAGGACCGUUUGGCGUGGCAUAUGGUAGGCGUGCAGACUAUUUGCGGGCUAUUUGGAUUAUUUGUGAGACACCGGUUAGCACUGCUCGUGUUUCGGCAGGACAAUCGCAUGUUUAGUGCAUAG
Messenger RNA from Aspergillus ruber CBS 135680, 1401 nucleotides. RefSeq names its product UDP-N-acetylglucosamine--dolichyl-phosphate N-acetylglucosaminephosphotransferase. The coding region runs from base 1 to 1401 and encodes 466 amino acids. Lineage: Eukaryota; Fungi; Ascomycota; Eurotiomycetes; Eurotiales; Aspergillaceae. Gene Ontology annotation, biological process: protein N-linked glycosylation; dolichol-linked oligosaccharide biosynthetic process. The record is from RefSeq and is a predicted model, not a curated record. Gene Ontology annotation, cellular component: membrane. Gene Ontology annotation, molecular function: UDP-N-acetylglucosamine-dolichyl-phosphate N-acetylglucosaminephosphotransferase activity. The transcript has 3 exons.